CAAGUGUCUACCGAAACAAAGACAAGAUUCCAUGUCUCAUAAUAAUUGCAAAUCAUUUCAUAUGUAAUAAUUAAAUCGUCAGUCAUGUUUGUCUAAUUUUCUUUUUCCUUAAAUUUUGUGUAAUCAUUUUUAGUAGGUGAUUGUGAAAAUUUUCUAAAUAAACUAUAUUCGUAUCAAAUAAUUUAUAUUUGGAUUGUUAGAAUUAAUAAUUUUCGUAUUCUGUUAUAGUAUGAUUUGGGUGAGAUCCGAAUCAACAUAGGCCCAACUGUUUGGUUUGGAGAUGGUUAAGAGUCCGAAGGCGCCGGCAUUCGGAUCUCCCCUCUCCCCUAUAAAUACACACCCCAAAUUAAGUUUGUGUUUGCCACUUUCAACUUCCAAUUCCUCUCUUCUCACAAAAAGAAAAAUCAAUCAAAUGGCGGCUUACGCCCCUCGCAGAUCAAGCGGACCGGUCCUCGGAUCUACCUCCCAUCCCGCCCGCCGCUACUCCGCCCACGCGCCACCGUCCGCCUCCUUCGCCUCUGCUACCUCCUCCGCCUUCGCCGCACAACGCUCACUACACAGGCCUUCCUCCCCCACCCGCCUAAACCGCUCUUCCCCCUCGCUCAGCUUCUCGCUGGACCGGUCCGGUUCGCAGAGCCGCUCCAUCUCCAUGACCACCCGAGUCGAUAACAAACCGGCCGCCGGUCAGAAGCGGACGUGUAUGUGCUCGCCGACGAACCACCCCGGUUCGUUCAGGUGCGGCCUGCACAAAUCGGUUACAAGUAAACCCCAAACGGCGCCGUGUGGGAGCUCCGGCAGGCUGAAUAUGAGGCGCUCCGCCAUGAAGAACUCUCUGGUGCGGAUUGGCGUGGAGGGGGAGUGGGUUAGGAGAGCGUUGGCUGCUUUGAUUCGGCCUUCGUCUCAUCAGCAGCGCCGCCGCGGCGAGUUCCGCCGACGCCUGAGCCGGUUCUCCGUCGUCUAGGGUUGAGCGUGGAGAAUAAGGCCACGUCAGCCUGAUCGGUGCCGGACAUUUUUUUGGUAGUCCGGUGGCCGGAAAUCCCGAUAUUCUGUCUCGUGUGUAUAGUUGAAGCUCUUGAUUUUUUAUUUUAUUUUGGGUGAAAUUAUAUAAGAAUUAAAUUCUACUGCUACAAAUGUAAUCGAAGUAUUAAAUUUCUAAUCAAAUGAUGAGCAAGUGUCCCAGUUUGUUCUAUCAA
Salvia miltiorrhiza (redroot sage) is the source of this 1193-nucleotide messenger RNA. RefSeq lists its product as uncharacterized. The coding region runs from base 281 to 961 and encodes 226 amino acids. The transcript has a single exon. The record is from RefSeq and is a predicted model, not a curated record. NCBI's taxonomy places the organism in Eukaryota, Viridiplantae, Streptophyta, Magnoliopsida, Lamiales, Lamiaceae.